CUUUCGUAUAUUACCUGUUUCGUACUUUCGUUCUACUGUAACUACUUUAACUAACGCCUAGCUUCCUUCUGUAUCUUCUUCUAUUCUCUGAACCAGUACUUGUCCAAUUCAUUUUAACCUUUUUUCGUUUCUACAUUCUUCCGUUCAUCCUAACUGAAGCGGUUAAUAAUUGCUACCUAACUUCCUUCGUUUGCCGGUCCAGCCGUCCUCUGCAACAGCUGUGAAGUUCAAGAAGGCGUGAUAAGACUUCCGAUAUAAGUCCUCCUCCACGGCAGUUGUAGAACUUAAAAGUGCUUCAGAACACUCCAAGACGUUUAAAUUUUCAAUACAAACGAUUAAUGUAGCAGCAGCAGUUGUUAAACCUAAAUCUAGUGGUAUCAGUUUUUAAUGUCAGGCCAGAGUUCUCUCCAAUGUAGGUGAAGCAAUAAAUAGAAGCUGAAACCAGUCUUUUUGUUUGCUUGAUGGAUUCUCAUCCAAAUGAAUCAAAAGCAUCAAGCAGGAUCGAUGACCGCCUAACCAGUGAUGUUGUGGUAAGGCUUAGAACACAGUAUCGUGAUCACUGGGUUUAUUGCCAUUCUCACAUCCUUGUCCGACAAAGCAAGUAUUUUGCUGAACGGUUAUCCGACACCUGGCCAGAGUGUCAAAUUCUUGACUCCCGCAACUGUGUUGAGGUUGACUGUGAAGAAAAUGACUUCGACCACACACUCCACAUCCUUCGUCUCUUGUAUCUCAGUUCAGAUUCUUCAUUUAAUGCUGAUAUUUUCCAUGGUGUUAGGACUGCCCUCGGCAUUUUACAGGCAGCCUUCAAGCUCGGCUGCCUGGAAGUUGUUACUGCAUGUGCAGAAUAUCUGGAAGCUGUCCCAUGGGAGGAAGAUGAGGAAGAGGAUAUCCUAAAAGUAAUUCCAAACAUGGGACCUGAAGUGGGACCCGUACUUGCCCGUUUACAACCUGUCAUUCCCUCUGUGAUGAUCAAACUAUUUCUCUCAGCAAUGCGAUUUGCCACCUCCUCACCUCCAGCCUCUUUGAACGAUGUAAAAAGAACAGCUCAAGAAGAGCUCGAUGACAUGUUGACUGAAGACAAAAAUGCUCCUCUAUUAACAGCUGAUAAUAAUGAGAUCAAACUAGAAGUGGUGCAAUGCAUUAAGAGACUCCACGAUAGGUUAAGCGAACUAGUAGAAUCUUUACAGUGUGAUUCUGAGGACAGCAAAAUGCUACUACUAUCAUUUAAAUCGUGUUUAUCAGAUUUGUCCUGGGCGUUUCAUAUAUUAUCAAAGAUGGGGAUUUUGAGAGAUUUUGUUCACAGAUGGACGCAGAUAUCAUUCAAAAUAUUAAAAGUGGUACAGAAGUUGAGCAAAGAAAAGGAGACCGUUUUGAUAAGAGUGAUUGUUCUUGAUGUGGCAGCAAUGGUGUUAGAUGCCAUAGCAUAUGGAAAGGUCGUUCUGCCUGCAACACAACGGCUUCACAUGACAAAGGUUUGGCUUCCAUUUGUCAGGGAAAUGAGGUCUUCGAUUGACACGACGAGUUACAAUGAUGAGUUCGGUAUGAUUGAUGAUGAGAUGUGGAUGUUAUUGGAGUCAUUAUUUGUUUCAUUGAUACUUACAUUGCCCUCUGCUGAUCAAGCAGAGAUCUUGACAGGGUGGUGGACAAAUCCAACGUAUCCAGACCUUUCCGUGGCCUUUGAAACAUGGUGUCAGAGAUCUAAGGUUGCUAGGCGAAAGAGGGAAAUGCUUGCAGGAGGUGAUGAUAGUGCAUAAAUGGAAGUCUUGGGUGGUGGGAUGGGUUCGGUCCGACUCAGGUUUUUAUGGGACUUGAAACUUUCCACAAUACUUCAGAACACAAGUCAAAUGGGCGACGAUCUAAAAGCUCCCACCAGCGAGUCUGCAACGGCACACCGCACACCAACGCCAGUUAUGGAAGACAAAAAUGCGAGACCCAAGAGAGGCAUUCUAGGAGGAGGAGGUCGGGAAGGGAAGACAUGGUGCUUUGGCAGAGCAAGCGGCAUCGAAAGGAGCGGAAAGAGAAUGAAGACCGGUGAAUGGAUUGUUGGACUGUUAAUUCUACCAUUAAUUGAAUAAUCAAUAGCAAAAUCUAGUUUGCUAUCAAUUCCUUUGUUUGAAAUGACAGAAUCAAUGCGGCAUGACAGCCAAUAUAUAUAUGCUUUUUAAAGUUUAGUUUCUUAUGUACUCCGUAUAUGUAAAUAGGAACCCAUUCAACACGUGUGAAAGAAAAUGGAUGGGGAUGCGCAUGGCCAUGAUGAGCCAUUCUACCUUCAUGCAAAACUUGGAUAAGGUGAAACAUCAAAAGCUAGUCUUGAGAUGAGCAUACAAUUGCUUAAUUGCCUCUCUCCAUCCCCAGGGGCGCCUGGAGUAAUCAGACUGAAAUUCAGUCCAUUGAGUUUCGAACUCGAGACCUCCUGUAAAGGAGAGUGAGUCGGCGACCAGCUAGGCUGGACCGGGCUAUGUAUACGAUAUUAU
This is a messenger RNA of Cuscuta epithymum, 2474 nucleotides long. Lineage: Eukaryota; Viridiplantae; Streptophyta; Magnoliopsida; Solanales; Convolvulaceae. The record is from the annotation of a GenBank genome assembly.